GCCGCCGUUCCGCCGGGGCGGUGUCGGCCGCGCUGGGCGCCGCCCGCCUGACGAGAUCGCGGCGCGACGGCGCCAUUUCCUGCCGGCGGGGCCGGGCAGGAGCCGAUGGCCUCGCAGGACGUCCUCAGCCAGACCACCCGGCUGGCCUCCUCCAGCGCCUUGCUGCAGGUGCUGUUCCGGGUGGUCACCUUCGGGCUGAACGCGUUCACUCUGCGCUACCUCUCCCGAGAGCUGAUCGGCGUGGUCAACGUCAGGCUAACUCUACUGUAUUCAACAGUCGUCUUCCUAGCCAGGGAGGCGUUUCGCAGAGCUUGUUUGAGUGGAAGUACAAAGCGAAACUGGACCAAAACAAUUAAUCUGUUGUGGCUGACAGUUCCUCUUGGUGUUUUUUGGUCUAUUUUCUUGGGCUUAGUCUGGCUACACUUGCUUGAAGUACCUGAUCCUUCUGUGGUUCCUCAUUAUCAGGCUGGUGUAGUGACAUUUGGUCUUUCUGCAAUUAUCGAGCUUCUGGGAGAGCCGCUCUGGGUUUUAGCCCAAGCUCAUUUGUUUGUGAGACUUAAGGUAAUUGCUGAAAGCCUUUCAGUGGUGUCAAAAUGCAUUUUGACAGUUAUUUUAGUAGUCCUUUAUCCUCAGUGGGGCCUCUACGUUUUUGCCUUGGCUCAGAUUUUAUAUGUCAGUGUUCUGGUUAUGUGUUAUGUAAUUUAUUUUGUCACGUUUCUGGGGUCUCCUGAAGCAACAAAGAAGUCAUUUCCAAUUGCUAGAAUAAAAGCUCUGUUACCUAAUAUGGUGGAAGAUGAGACCUUUGUUAACUGGAAGGAAGCACGGUUGACUUGGAGUUUCUUCAAACAAUCAUUCUUGAAACAGAUUUUGACAGAAGGUGAACGAUAUGUGAUGACUUUUCUGAAUGUGUUGAAUUUUGGAGAUCAGGGUGUAUAUGAUAUUGUGAAUAAUCUUGGUUCACUGGUGGCCAGGUUUAUCUUUUUGCCUAUUGAGGAGAGUUUUUAUGUCUUCUUUGCAAAAGUGUUGGAAAGAGGGAAGAAUGUAAAGGAUCAGAAGCAGGAUGAUGUAGCAAUGGCUGCAAAUGUAUUGGAGUUGCUGUUGAAACUUGUACUUCUCAUUGGUCUUACCAUCACAGUUUUUGGUUAUGCAUAUUCUCAGCUGGCUCUGGAUAUUUAUGGAGGCUCCAUGCUCAGUUCUGGAACAGGUCCAGAUCUCCUUCGAUGCUACUCUUUGUAUGUCCUGUUUCUUGCUGUCAAUGGAGUAACAGAAUGUUUUACAUUUGCUUUGAUGUGCAAAGAAGAGGUAGACAGGUACAAUUUUGUUAUGCUGGCCUUGUCUUUCACAUUUCUGUGCAUUUCUUAUUUCUUGACCCACUGGUAUGGCAGUAUAGGCUUUAUCCUUGCCAACUGCUUUAACAUGGGCAUUCGAAUAGCUCAUAGCAUCCACUAUAUCUAUGAUUACUUCAAAGAAAGCACUUACAGACCUUUGACAGGCUUGCUUCCCUCACCGUUCUUGGUACUCAUUUAUAUCCUGAGUGGAGUGAUCACUGGUUUCUCAGAGGUGUUGUUCUGCUGCGACAAGGGUUGGAUGGGCAGACUGAUUCACAUCAGCAUGGGCGCGCUGUGCUUUGCAGCAACCAUCGUUACUAUGUUCUGCACAGAGACCAAGCUGAUCCACUUUGUCAGAAGUCAGUUCCUCUCCCGGUAUAUGAAGAAAGGAACGUGAAUUGCUCAUAUGAAGAACAGUUCUUGUACAUGCUUGCAAUAAAAGGCAGUAUUUUUUACAUAAGAUAUGUAUGGAAAAAGGUUUCUACAUGUGUUUGUUGGAAGUAUUGGUAUGGGGAUGACAAUGUAAAAAGAUUACCAGCUGUUAUUUCAUCUUGUAACUGGUCAGUGCAGUGAAAGAGAGCUGAGUAAUGUUUUCUUUAUGCAUAAUUAUUAUCUAAGCUUUUCUACAAACAGCCUCUUUGGUAAUGAAUGAAGAUCUAAGAUAACACCCUUCUGACAUAACCUAGUUAGACUUCAUGUAGAGAGCUCCCAUUUUUACCAAUGGAGAGUACAUGUUGAAGACAUCAUAUGGUUUACAUCUUAACAUGUCAUUAAGAAUGCCUUAUUUGGUAUUGUGGGCUGCUUAACUGGUUGGAAAAUAAAAAACCCAUCAAAUAAAACAAAAGCUGAAGAAAACACUGGGCUAUGGACCAAUAGAAUGUAAUUGUUAUUGAAGAAGAACUUAAUGUGGGGCAGAGAGAUUGAGUUGUCAGUGUUUUGAAGUGUAAAAAUGGUGAGCAGAAAAUUAUGACGUUUACAAGUGAAGUAAUGGACUAUACAACCUGUAUCCAUGCUGGCUGUGAAAGGCUAUUUCAUUCAGUGUACUAUUCAUGUAUGAAUGCUAUUGAUUAACUUGUCAAAAACACUCUGAAGCAUUAGCUAAAAGAAGAAAAGCAGCUUGAGCAGUGUUUUACAGAAGAUGUUAAGUACAUUGGCACUGACACUGAACUUGCAGAAGGUUUAUCAUAAAACUACUUACUUUCCCUCCAUUGUCAUUUGGUUUUUUUUAUGAGAUUUUAAAAGCCAGCAUGAACAAAAAUGUUUUAAUAAAAGUUUUGUCUUGUCUGUGAAAUCAAAUGUUAAAUAUAUUUAAUAAGAUUUUUUUUGAGGAUUUAUCCAUGUUGGAACUUUCACUAUUGGAUAGAAGAAUGCUCCUUUUUGUUGGAAUUUCUUUCACAUCUUGUUCCUUAUUUUGUUUGAUCUUAACCUGUGUAUUGAUUUUUCUUUUUUUAAUUGUUGAAAAUCUGGACAUUCAGAAGCUGUAAAAUUAGAUGUUAGGCUGCUGGUUUAGGCUUACUAAUGGUGUGUUUUAUUGUUGGUCUAAGAUCUGAAUUUGGCAGUUUCAGAACAUACAAGUGGCAGAUCGUAAUGGCCAGUAUUCCCUUUGCAGCAUUUGGAUGGACCAAAAGGUGUCAAGUGAUGAAAAAAUAUUUGCUGAGACAUGUGCAAUUGAAAGCUUUUAGUUUAAUUCUGUAGCAGCUCUGCAGAUCUUGACAAUGCUUAUAAAACAUAUACUUCACUGUAAUGGCAUUGUGGAGUUCAUCCUGGUAACUGCAGUUCACAAUACGAAACGACUUCUGCUCUCACUGUCUUCAGUGUGGUACUGUUGGAAACAUUUUCCAAACUGACAGUUUUCACUUGGAGAGUAUCGCCAGAGAUAACUUUAUAUGAGAAUUUGGUGACUGAAAAGUGAUCACAGAGAAGUGGAAAAUAUAACAGUGGAAGAGAAGAGUGUGAUUGCUUGGCUAAUGGUGGUGUCUCCAUUGCUUGGCUGGAAGGUAGUACAUGAGACUUGAUGAUUCUUCUGAAGUUGUUAUGACAUCUGUAAAAAUAAAACAAACUCUACA
Messenger RNA from Colius striatus (speckled mousebird), 3394 nucleotides. It is a transcript of the gene RFT1, whose product is annotated as RFT1 homolog. The coding region runs from base 106 to 1725 and encodes 539 amino acids. Gene Ontology annotation, cellular component: endoplasmic reticulum membrane. The record is from RefSeq and is a predicted model, not a curated record. Lineage: Eukaryota; Metazoa; Chordata; Aves; Coliiformes; Coliidae. Gene Ontology annotation, biological process: glycolipid translocation; dolichol-linked oligosaccharide biosynthetic process. The transcript has 13 exons.